CCUGUUCUUCUUCAGUCUGAUUCCAUCCAUUAACUGCAGUACAGUUUCACAGUGAAUGGGAGUAAAUAUACAUUGCUUGUUCUUGUUUGCUCCCUUAUUUUUUCAACGGGAGAAUGUGUCGUAGCUAAGUAACCUCAUCCACUAUGAACUAGAAGUUUGUUGUUGUAUGUGUCUCAUAAGCUGAAUUAUAAAUACAUGCUUUGAUGAUGACGUUCACGACUCAUUUCCACCAUCCGAGCAGCACUGAACUAAGUUACACAAAUAUGGCAGCCCCAUCGCACGAAAGCGGUGCCUCGUCUCCGAGCACCGAGGAGGAUAUCUCGAAUCUUUCAGCCUUUCUUCGGCAAAUACAAAAGAGAAAUGCGGUUGUCGUAGACUGCUUCGUACUAAUCUCGGAGUGUGGAGAUGUCUUUUCAUCUGACGAGAAACUGACAGAACGCAUAAAAUUGGAGGAGGAAGGUAGGGGGCUAAUGCAACUAAAGGAAACGGCCGGCGCUGCCACUCCAAGCACUGAGAACCCUUCUCCAGCUUCUUCAAACGACGUGGAUGCAAAAAGGAUAGAUGCUUUAUCUCUAGACGCAACGAUGUUCAUGGGAGGUAUGGAGUCUGGUAGCGUGAAUUCCGACAACAGCGACAUGGGUGCUCACCUUUCUGCAGCUUGUUUUAUGGGUCGUGGACAGGCUGAGGCAUCAGGUAUAACAGGUGAGUUUGGAGGUGCACACGACGAUGUUGGAGAGGAGUGCAGCGCAGCUAUUGUAAACCUUAUGAAACAUCAAUCCGCUUCCAUGAUGGAUGCAGAGCCGGCUCAGAAUACCGAUUUCGAUGCAAUCCUCAAAAAUAAAGUCUCAGAGAUGAAAAGCAGUUCGUCCGCAGCACGCGAUCCGCCAAAAAGUCUCGUAGCCGAGCUUGUUCCAUCCUCUGUAGCGCAAAGCCGCAAAGAGGUAUACCGAACCUGGGACGACCUCUUCUUCAGGGGAUCUGGUAUUCAGACAGCCCGCAUAGGCGACGACGAGUUCGUUGUGGAGAAGCGUGAGGAAGUUGGCGAGCGCGUUUUAGUUCAUAUGAAGAGAAGUCGGAACUGCGAUGCCAUGGUGCGAGAGGUACUUGACCUUGACGAGGAGCAGAUGUUGACCGCGAUCGCCCAAACCACGCAGAUUGAGCCUUUUCUUGUCGUGGACUCAACACGGAAGCACGUGCUCAUCGCUAAAGCGAUUGAAAAGCGGUAUGCCAGCUUCGUCGCACAAUUAGUAGAAGGUGUCGCAGACUUUUUGAUUGAUUCUGACAUUUGAAUACUUAGAAAUAGAUCUUCCACAGGAGGCGGGCGCUUUACCACGACUGCGAUGAAAUCUUAAAACCCACACGUCUAUCUCUAUCCUCUAUGCCCAGGAAUUUCAUUGAAAAGGGCCCUGACAUUUCUCCCAAGUAAACCUUUCAUCUUCAUCAUCAUCUUCCAAACUAC
This is a messenger RNA of Amoebophrya sp. A25, 1459 nucleotides long. NCBI's taxonomy places the organism in Eukaryota, Dinophyceae, Syndiniales, Amoebophryaceae. The record is from the annotation of a GenBank genome assembly.